Molecule: messenger RNA, 679 nt
Organism: Vicia villosa (hairy vetch)
Lineage: Eukaryota; Viridiplantae; Streptophyta; Magnoliopsida; Fabales; Fabaceae
Exons: 2
Coding region: 75-455 (126 amino acids)
Source: RefSeq, a predicted model, not a curated record
CGAUUCCUCAUCGACACCCCAUUUCCAAUUUUCCAUUCCCUUAUUCACUUUCACAUCGAGAAUCAAAACCAACCAUGGCGAAAUCCGCGUCUUCCCUAUUGCAGAAGCUGAAGGGUUUCAUCAAGAAGCCAUGGGAGAUAACCGGACCCGUUUCCCACCCGGACUACAAAUCAGCAUUACCCGGAGCACUCGAGUACCGUGUUUAUUGCCCCGCCACCGAAAAAGAACGGGCUAUUAUUCCAACUUCCCUCCCCGAAACCGUGUACGACAUCAAGUACUAUACUCGUGAUCAACGCCGUAACCGUCCUCCCUCUGUCCGCACCAUCUUCAAGAAAGCCGAUAUCGAGAAACUCAGGAAGGAAGCUACCUAUGACGUCGCCGAUUUUCCCCCAAUUUAUCCUAACGUUGCUGUUGAGGAGGAUUUGGAUGCUCGCGGCGGCGGAUAUCAAGCAUAGGUUUGUGCUAUCAUGGGAUUAUUACAUUAUUGACCCUGCCAGAUUUCUGUUUGUGUCAUGGAAAGGUCUGAAGAGUCUGUGCACAGACCUGUAGUGAUUGUCUAUUUUGAAAGGGUGUUAGCAUUUUGUAUCAAUAAUAAAGGGUUACUAACUGCAUUAAGUUUAACUACCUGUGUACUUACUGUGAACAUUGGAUCAGGAAGUAAAUUGCCUUAUUGUUUUUA